ACAGCCCUUCAGCAGUGUGGGCGGCGGUUCCUGGGACCUGAUUAAGGAGUCAAAUUGCCUCAACUUUUCAGGUCGGCUAGUCUGUUGUUGUUGGCGCUGCACAGCACUGGAAAAAAGGUCGGGAAGGAACUGACCAGAUCUGCACAAGAAAAAUAAGAAGUUAAAAAGGAAAGAGGGGAAGAAAACAAAGAGUGGGAAAAGGAAGAAUAAACACAAGAUGAAACCCUGUCAGAUUAUUGAAGAGAAACCAGAAAAUGAGAGUGAACCAAAGCUUGAAGAAGCGCCAAAGCCUGAGGAAAAUCCAGAGGAGGAGAAAGAACCAGAGGAAGAAAAUGCAGAGGAAACUUUUAGAGAAAGGCUGAUUCAGUCUCUCCAGGAAUUUAAAGAAGAUAUACACAACAGGCAUCUUAACAGUGAAGAUAUGUACAGGGAAGUGAAUGAGUUAGAUGAGAUAAGGAGAGUAAGAAACAAACUUAUAGUGAUGCGUUGGAAAGUUAAUCGAAACCACCCUUAUCUCUACUUAAUGUAACAAACUCAUUUUUCUUAUAUUAACAUUGCCAUUUUGCUUUUUUUGAUUUUUAGUUUCCCGAUAUACUUUGUUCAUUUUCUACUUUCAACUUGUUGCUAAUAGUAGCUUUAGUGCUUUGCUUGUUCAUUGUAUUUUGAGCCAAUCUGUAAGUCUCUGUCUUUUUAAUAGGAGAGCUUAUUUGUACAAAAGAGGUUCCUGAUAGGAUAUAACAUGAAAAAGGUUACUAAGUAGUAUGUGAAUUUCAUAUUUUUGAAAAGGAAGAGUACAUAUAUAUUUUACAUAUGUGCACAGAAAAAAGUGAAGUUUGGAGGACAGUUAGUUAAUUGUGUAGGGCUAUGAGUGAUUUUU
This is a messenger RNA of Sorex fumeus (smoky shrew), 877 nucleotides long. It is a transcript of the gene TCEAL9, whose product is annotated as transcription elongation factor A like 9. The record is from RefSeq and is a predicted model, not a curated record. Bases 218 to 529 code for a protein of 103 amino acids. Lineage: Eukaryota; Metazoa; Chordata; Mammalia; Eulipotyphla; Soricidae. The transcript has 3 exons.